AAGGCAUGACUGCAUGUGUCCCGACCAUUUCCAGUCCCCUUUCCUUGCAGUACCCCAUGAGUAAGCUGUGGCGGCGCGGAAGCACUUCUGGGUCUAUGGAGGCCCCUGAGCCGGGGGAAGCGCUGGAGUUGAGCCUGGCGGGUGCCCAUGGCCACGGAGUGCACAAGAAAAAGCACAAAAAGCACAAGAAGAAACACAAGAAGAAACACCAUCAGGAAGAAGAAGCCGGGCCCACGCAGCCGUCUCCUGCCAAGCCCCAGCUCAAACUCAAAAUCAAGUUGGGCGGGCAGGUCCUGGGCACCAAGAGUGUUCCUACCUUCACUGUGAUCUCUGAGGGGCCCCGCUCACCCUCUCCCCUUAUGGUUGUGGAUAAUGAAGAGGAACCUAUGGAAGGAGUCCCUCUCGAGCAGUACCGUGCCUGGCUGGAUGAAGACAGUAAUCUGUCCCCCUCCCCACUUCGGGACCUGUCUGCGGGUUUAGUGGGUCAGGAGGAAGAGGAGGAACAGAGGUGGCUGGAUGCCCUGGAGAAGGGGGAGCUGGAUGACAAUGGAGACCUUAAGAAGGAGAUCAAUGAACGGCUGCUCACUGCUCGACAGAGAGCUCUGCUCCAGAAGGCGCGGAGUCAACCUUCCUCGAUGCUGCCGCUGCCCGUGGCUGGGGGCUGCCCGGCCCCCGCCCUCACCGAGGAGAUGAUGCUGAAGCGCGAGGAGCGGGCGCGGAAACGGCGGCUGCAGGCGGCGCGGCGGGCGGAGGAGCACAAGAACCAGACGAUCGAGCGCCUGACCAAGACUGCGGCGCCCAGCGGGCGGGGAGGCCGGGGAGCCGCGCGGGGCGAGCGNCGGGGAGGGCGGGCCGCGGCCCCGGCCCCCAUGGUGCGCUACAGCAGUGGGGCACAGGGUUCCACACUUUCCUUCCCACCUGGCGUCCCCGCCCCCGCGGCAGUGUCCCUGCGGCCAUCUCCAACAGGCCCCCCUCCGCGCUGCUCGGUUCCCGGCUGCCCCCACCCACGCCGCUACGCCUGCUCCCGCACGGGCCAGGCGCUCUGCAGCCUUCAGUGCUACCGCAUCAACCUGCAGAUGCGGCUGGGGGGACCCGAGGGGCCCGGAUCCCCCCUUCUGGCUACUUAAGGUCCUUACCUAACCCGGACUCUACGCCCUCCCGAUGCCCCGUUUUCAGUGUCUUCCCACCCUAUUAAAUUGCAUAUGGUGC
Messenger RNA from Galeopterus variegatus (Sunda flying lemur), 1209 nucleotides. RefSeq names its product INO80 complex subunit B (gene INO80B). The transcript is spliced from 6 exons. Bases 6 to 1127 code for a protein of 373 amino acids. Gene Ontology annotation, biological process: chromatin remodeling. Gene Ontology annotation, cellular component: Ino80 complex. The record is from RefSeq and is a predicted model, not a curated record. NCBI's taxonomy places the organism in Eukaryota, Metazoa, Chordata, Mammalia, Dermoptera, Cynocephalidae.